AUGUCUAAGUCUAAGAACCAUACAGCUCAUAACCAAACGAGAAAGGCUCACAGAAAUGGUAUCAAGAAGCCAAAGACCCACAAGUACCCAUCUUUGAAGGGUGUUGAUCCAAAAUUCAGAAGAAACCACAGACAUGCUUUACACGGUACCGCUAGAGUCUUGGCUGCUGAACGUAAGGCUAAAGCUUAA
This is a messenger RNA of Zygotorulaspora mrakii, 189 nucleotides long. It is a transcript of the gene RPL29, whose product is annotated as 60S ribosomal protein eL29. Gene Ontology annotation, molecular function: structural constituent of ribosome. NCBI's taxonomy places the organism in Eukaryota, Fungi, Ascomycota, Saccharomycetes, Saccharomycetales, Saccharomycetaceae. The transcript has a single exon. The record is from RefSeq and is a predicted model, not a curated record. Gene Ontology annotation, biological process: cytoplasmic translation. Bases 1 to 189 code for a protein of 62 amino acids. Gene Ontology annotation, cellular component: ribosome; cytosolic large ribosomal subunit.